AUGAGCCUUCGCGACCUGGUCGAGGGCGAGGCGAUGUUAGAAGAUGAAGAAAACGAUGCGGGAGCGCCUGAUGACUACGAUGGCGAGGUUCAUCAGGGCGCAGGGACUGUCAAUCAUUAUAAUGACUCGAGCGAGGAAGAUGAUGAAGAAGAAGAUGACGAAGAAGCUGCUCGCGCGGUUCGAGAAGGCUUCAUUGUCGACGAGGACGAAGAGAUCGAGGAGCGUGCCCAUCGCAGACGUGAGAAGAAACGUUCACGCCCCCGUGAAGAGGAGCACCUCGACGAAGAAGAUCUGGAGCUUAUCGGCGAGCAUGUUCCUGGUCUGAAACGAGGAGCAGCUGCUGAGUCCAAAUACAAGCGCCUGAAGCGAGGCAAGGAUCGCGACCAACGCCAACCGUCCCAAGGCAUUGACGACAUCUUCAACUCCGAUGAAGAAGAGGAGGCACAGCAAUACGGCCGACCCGGCCAGCGCCGCGGCCUGCGCGACGAGAUGGAUGACUUCAUUGAAGAGGACACAUUCUCCGACGAGGAAGGGCAGAUGCAGCGCGACGAUAUUGAAGUUGCACCUCCAGUGAGGGCAGGCAUGCCUGGACUAGGCGCCACCGAAGCCGCGGGAUUGGACGAAAAUGCGCUUGAGGACAUGCGGGCUGCGUUUGGUGAUGGCACAGAAUACGACUUUGCCCUGCAACUGGAAGACCAAGAAGAUGAAGAGAAACAGGAUGAAGAGAGGCAUCUGGAUUUGAAAGAUGUGUUCGAGCCAUCCGAACUGGCCGAGCGGAUGUUGACCGAGGAGGACAACCAGAUCCGGCUCCUCGACGAACCCGAACGCCACCAGGUUGCCCGCCAGCCAUACCGACAUGUGACACUGUCUGAGGAUCAGUUCCGGGAGGAAGCGGUCUGGAUAUCAAAUCUGAUGUUGCUCAAGAAGCGCAUAGAGCCCGAGCUGCGCGAGCCGUUCCAGCGCUCGGUGGCCAAAAUGUUGGAGUUCUUGGUAACCGAUGACUGGGAGGUUCCUUUCAUUUUCCAGCAUCGCAAGGACUACAUGAUUCACGCUGUUAAGGAGCCGGCCGAUGGCGCCGACCCUGCUGAUGAAUCCGCCCAGUACAGUAUCCGCGCCGAGAAGCUCUUGAACAUGACGGACCUCUGGGACAUUUUCGACCACGAUCUCAAAUUCCGUGCCCUGGUUGAUAAGCGCAGUACGAUUCAGAAGACAUACGACAGCCUACAAAAUCUGUUCAAUGUGGACGAUGCCAAUGUGGAGGAGCUACUGACCGUAGCCGCAACCAUGGAAGAGCUACAGGACGUGCAAGACUAUAUGCAUUUCCAAUACUCCUCACAAUUGCGUGAUAUGUCCAUGGUGAACGGCGAAGCCAACGGAGAACCGCACCGACGAAAGGCGGCCGGCAAGUCCUUCUUUGAGCGAGUGCGAAACGGCAAGGCCUACGGUCUGGUGCGCGCCUUUGGCAUCACUGCGGAUGCUUUUGCACAGAAUGCGUCCAAGGAAGGGCGCCGGCAGUACACCGAGGAUCCUGGGGAUCGUCCAGAGGAACUGGCGGAUCAAUUUGUGGAUAACGACUUCUCCAACAGCUCACAUGUUCUGAAGGCUGCCAAGUCUACAUUCGCUGAAGAGCUCGUCUUGAGUCCCAAGAUGCGCAAGGUGAUUCGGCAGGCAUACUACAUGAAUGGGGUUGUCGAUUGUUUCCGCACGGAGAAAGGUCUACGCCGCAUCGAUGAGCAGCACCCCUACCAUGAAUUUAAGUAUCUGCGGAACCAGCAGCUCAGCGAUAUUGCCCGUCGCCCAGAAAUGUUCCUGCGAAUGCUGAAAGCCGAGGAAGAAGGGUUGGUGGACGUUCGAGUGCGUUUUGAGAAUUUCGAGCAAUUCCGCCAGCGCUUGUACUCGGACAUCGAGUCCGACAACUAUAGCGAACUUGCCGACGCGUGGAACCGCGUUCGCCGCGAUGUGCUGGAUCUGGCUCUCGGGAAGCUGGAGCGGCUAAUCAACCGCAGUGUGAAGGAAAACAUUCGCCAGGAAUGUGAGAACCAUGUGGCAAAGGAGUGCCGCGAAGCUUUCUCGCAGCGAUUGGACCAGGCCGCCUACAAACCCAAGGGGAUGGUGUUGGGCACGGUGCCACGGGUACUUGCUCUAUCUACGGGGUCCGGGACUGUGGGUCGAGAUCCCAUUCACUGGGCCUACACGGAAGAGGAUGGCCGCGUGCUGGAAAAUGGAAAGUUCACAGAUUUGUCGCUGGGAGACGAGACUCGUGGCAUUAGAGAUGGCGAGCAUGUGGCCGCCUUUGUUGAUCUGGUCGACCGGCGUCGACCCGAUGUCAUCGGUGUUUCCGGUAUGACACCAGAGACGCGCAGGCUCUACAAGCUUUUGUCCGAAAUCAUCGACCAGAAAGACCUACGCGGAGCCCCAUUCACAGAUGACCACGACGAAGAAAUUAGUGACCGCCUGGAGGUUGUCGUUGUCAAUGACGAGGUCGCCCGGCUGUACCACAAUAGUCCCCGAGCCAGGCGCGAUAACCCGGGAUUCGGGCCCCUAACCCAUUACUGCGUGGCUUUGGGCCGUUACUUGCAAAGUCCUCUCAAGGAGUACGCAUCGCUGGGUCGCGACAUCGUUUCCAUCCAGUUCAAGCCCGGCCAACAGCUGGUGUCGCAGGAGCUGCUUCUCAAGCAGCUCGAGACGGCCCUGGUGGAUAUGGUUAACCUCGUUGGCGUUGAUCUCAACGAAGCCGUGAGCGACACGGCGACGGCCAAUCUCUUGCCGUAUGUUUGUGGUCUUGGUCCCCGAAAGGCGGCGCACCUGCUCAAGAUUGUCAACAUGAAUGGAGGCGUUGUGAACAACCGUGUGGAGCUACUGGGUGUUAAUGCGCAGUACCCAGCUAUGGGAGUCAAAGUGUGGAACAACUGCGCCAGUUUUGUCUACAUUGAUUUCGAGAACGCCGAUCCGGAUGCCGACCCACUAGACAACACCCGUGUGCACCCCGAAGACUACGAUAUUGCCCGCAAGAUGGCCGCCGAUGCUCUGGAGCUGGACGAGGAGGACAUCAAAGCGGAGACAGAUGAAAACGGUUCCGGUGCGAUCGUGCGAAAGCUCUUCCGGGAAGAGGCACAGGAUCGUGUCAACGACUUGAUUCUGGAAGAAUAUGCGGAGCAGUUGGAGAAGAACCUCAACCAGCGCAAGCGCGCGACGCUGGAGACUAUUCGAGCGGAGUUGCAACAACCAUACGAGGAGCUGCGUAAGCAGUUUGUUUUCCUUAGCACGGAUGAUAUUUUCACCAUGCUCACUGGCGAAACCCUGGACUCGUUGACGCCUGGCAUGGUUGUCCCGAUUGCCAUCAAGCGAGUGUUCGAGGACCACAUUGAUGCCAAACUGGAUUGUGGCGUCGAUGCGCUGGUCGCCGAAACGGAGCUCGGAGUGCCCUACGACAUCCCCGUGCGCACAGCCUACGCAGUUCACCAGACCGUGCCAGCCAAGAUUCUCUUCCUCAACCGGAAGAGUUUCACUUGCAACGUGUCCCUGCGUGAAGACCAGGUCAGCCACCCGGCCCGCCCGAACCAGGACCACGGCUUCGGCGACUGGGAUGAUCUGCAAGAACGGAAAGAUCGGGAGUCCCUGCAGGAGAAGGAGCAGGGUGGUGGUCAGGCGAUGCGUGUCAUCAAACACCCGCUCUUCCGGCCGUUCAACUCUACGCAAGCUGAGGAGUUCCUUGGCUCCCAGAGCCGCGGCGACGUUGUCAUCCGUCCGUCCUCUCGGGGUCCGGAUCACCUGGCGGUCACCUGGAAGGUGGCUCAUGGUGUCUAUCAACAUAUCGACGUGCUCGAGUUGGACAAAGAAAAUGAGUUUUCCGUAGGCCGUGUGCUCAAGGUCGGCGGCCGCUACACCUACAGUGAUCUGGACGACCUGAUCGUCAACCAUGUGAAGGCGAUGGCGAAGAAGGUGGACGAGAUGAUGCUCAGCGAGAAGUAUCAAGACGGCAGCAAGGCUGAGACCGAUCAAUGGCUUGACACCUACACCAAGGCCAACCCCCGCCGCUCGGCUUAUGCGUUCUGCAUCAACUCCAAGUAUCCGGGCUAUUUCUAUCUUUGCUUCAAGGCCGGCGAGCACUCACGGCUCCAGAACUGGCCGGUCAAGGUGAUUCCACAGGGCUACGAGCUGCAAAAGAACCCGUACCCGGACAUGCAGGCCCUUUGCAACGGAUUCAAACUGAUGUUCACCAACAUGCAAGCCCGGAGCCGCAACUCCACCCGAGCGCAACGGGUGUACACAAUCCGCCACGUCGUGAGGCUCUGCCCACCUCACCAACCCGCAACCAUGGCGGCCAUGGAAGAGCUGGAGAUUCAUAGCAAGUCUUAUUUUGUGCGCUGGAUCAAUGUCAGCGCCAACCACACCAUCUCCUGGAGCAUCCAGCCACACAAGAAGUCCGUGAACUUUGGCAUCUUCAAGCAUCCAGGCCAGUCGACCGUGCUGAGCUCGCACCUGCCUUCCUCCGAUUCCCACAGCACCGAUUCCAACGAGAACCUGCCCGCCACAGCAUCCAACGCCAACUCGCGGAACAACACGCAAUCCUCGGUUACCGAGAAGCUGACGGCCAUUGGACUCAAGCCCAUUAAAUGGAUUGGCAAAUGCGAGGCCGACAAGAUCUCCCAAGGGACAUACGACGUGCAGGCCAACGAUGGAGGUAACUACGCGCUCGUCUUCGACAACACCUUCUCCAAGCAGAUCUCCAAGACCGUGACGCUCGUCCUCCUCGUCUAUCCGACCGGACUGCAACCUCAGGGUUCUGCCGCGAUUGCGACCUCGCGAUCGCAACCAGAGGGCUCGACUGACUCGCUGCCACAACCGGCGCGCGGACGGGGUAACAGUCGCGCCACGUUGAAUGCGCAGCAAUCGGACACCUCGGCUUCGUCCACCGUCCAUACGGGUCUGUUGCAGAAACGGCGACGCAAGCGGCACCAGGGAUGGGCACGCCGAUUCUUCUCGCUAGACUUCAUCUCGUGCACUUUGUCAUACUACCAUGAUCGCAACUCGUCUGCGCUGCGAGGCGCUAUUCCGCUCUCGCUCGCGGCUGUUGCGACGAACGAAAAGUCCCGCGAGAUCUCCAUCGAUUCAGGCACCGAGAUUUGGCACCUGCGCGCAAGCAGUGACCAAGAUUUCGUUGCAUGGAAGCGCGCUCUAGAGAAGGCCUCUUCCCAGGAGACCCCGGACCAGACCGAUGUUGCGCCCGUCGGUGCACCCGAGCUGCGGCUGUACACACCGUCGCAGCCCUCGCCCGCGGAAGAGCAUGAGUGGACGCAGGUCGAGAGCCUCGUGAGCCAGGUGUCUGGGUCGCGCGAUGCGGUGCGUCGCCUCGCCAGAGAUACAGACCCCAAAUAUCUGGCUGCUCCGCUGCCGUCCCCUCUGGAGCGACCUCGUGGCCGGUCUCCCAGCCCUCAUCCUGCGAAUGAGGCUCCCAGUGAGGAUGUGAAACGGCCGUUUUGGAAGCGCAAGACCAGCACGCAUUCAAAUUCUGGUCCCAAACGUCCUGCUCCGGUGACUUUCAACUCCAGCUCAUCCCAGCUGGCGGUCCCUGGUGCGGAGAGCAUAGGAAAACCUGCCAGCGUAGCUAGUAAUACUGAUCAUGCAGACGGGAUCCAUGAAAACUUGAUGGCCGUGUUACGCGACCUCGACAACGUGGUUUCCGAGUUCUCUACGCUGAUCUCCGAGAGUAAGCAGCGGCGCCAUCCUCCCCGAUUGACAGCGCAGUCCCGGGCAGCGCAAUCACGUCGCAGUAUGGAGUCCGAUGUGUCACAGGAAUUCUUUGACGCCAUGGACGGAGGUGUCGCAUCCCCGCUCUUGACGAUUCAAGAUAGCGACGAGGAAGAGGCGGAAGGAGACCGGGCGGGCGCUGUCGCAGAGAACGUAUCAGACGACGCACCCUCCGACAGUGACGAAGAGCCCGAUCCAGCGGCUCGUGUCAACAGUAGCAUCGCAUCGCCGCUGUUCCCUGCCCGGCCCAAGUCCCUGGCCCCCUUGCCUUUGGAUCCGGUGCGCCGUCGGGCGAAUAUUACCGCCCCGACGGUGCUACCACCGAGCUUGAUCGGGUUCCUGCGCAAGAAUGUCGGCAAGGAUCUGUCUCAGAUCUCGAUGCCCGUGUCGGCCAACGAGCCACUAUCUCUCUUGCAGCGUGCGGCUGAGAUCGUGGAGUACUCGUCGCUGUUGGAUAAAACCACCCAGGUUUCGGACAGCGCUGAGCGAUUGAUGUAUGUGACGGCGUUCGCCUUGUCCUCCUUGUCGAAUAACCGCGUACGGGAACGGGCGAUCCGCAAGCCUUUCAAUCCGAUGCUCGGCGAGACGUACGAGCUCGUUCGCGAAGACCAUGGAUUCCGCUUCAUCGCCGAGAAAGUCUCGCACCGGCCGGUCCAGCUGGCCUACCAGGCAGACAGCCGCGACUGGAGUCUGGCGCAAUCGCCCAUGCCCAGCCAGAAAUUCUGGGGCAAGUCCGCUGAGAUCACCACCGAGGGCCGCGUCCGCGUCAUCCUCCACGCCACUGGCGAGCGCUUCAGCUGGACACCCGCCAGCUCCUUCCUGCGCAACAUCAUUGCGGGCGAAAAAUAUGUCGAGCCGGUAGGUGAGCUCACGAUCACUAACGAGACCACGGGCCACCGCUCCAUCUCUACCUUCAAGGCCGGCGGCAUGUUCUCCGGCCGGAGCGAGGAAGUGUCCACUCGCACCGUCGACUCCUACAACCAGUCCUUGCCGUUGGGUCUGUCAGGCUCCUGGCCAACCUCGCUCACGCUCACCCGCAACGGCAACCCGACGGGCCAAACCCUCUGGACCGCCGGUUCGCUCGUCCCCAGUGCCCCCAAGCACUACGGCCUGACUUCCUUCGCGGCCGCCCUCAACGAAAUCACUCCCAUCGAACAGAAUCGUCUGCCUGCGACAGACUCGCGUCUCCGUCCCGACCAGCGCGCCCUCGAAGACGGCGACCUCGACCGCGCCGAGGAGGUCAAGGUCCAGCUGGAGGAGGGCCAGCGCGCCCGCCGCCGCGAGAUGGAGGUCAACGGCGAAUCCUGGACCCCGCGCUGGUUUACGCGGGCCAGUGACGAGUCGGAUGGCGAGAGUGUGUGGCGUCUGAAGGGCGGCAAAGAUGGCUAUUGGGAUGAGCGUGCCCGCGGCAGCUGGACCGGGGUGGUGCCGGUUUUUGAAAAUGACGACUAG
Penicillium alfredii is the source of this 7203-nucleotide messenger RNA. RefSeq names its product chromatin-remodeling histone chaperone SPT6 (gene spt6). Gene Ontology annotation, molecular function: DNA binding; nucleosome binding; histone binding. The transcript is spliced from 6 exons. Lineage: Eukaryota; Fungi; Ascomycota; Eurotiomycetes; Eurotiales; Aspergillaceae. The coding region runs from base 1 to 7203 and encodes 2400 amino acids. Gene Ontology annotation, cellular component: transcription elongation factor complex. The record is from RefSeq and is a predicted model, not a curated record. Gene Ontology annotation, biological process: transcription elongation by RNA polymerase II; nucleosome organization; transcription elongation-coupled chromatin remodeling.